Messenger RNA from Raphanus sativus (radish), 1285 nucleotides. RefSeq names its product ricin B-like lectin EULS3. NCBI's taxonomy places the organism in Eukaryota, Viridiplantae, Streptophyta, Magnoliopsida, Brassicales, Brassicaceae. Bases 113 to 1078 code for a protein of 321 amino acids. The transcript has 4 exons. The record is from RefSeq and is a predicted model, not a curated record.
UGUGUCUUCUUCACAUGACAUGGCUUUUUAAGUCAAAAUCAUUUCUCUCCUCCUCUUCCUUGUACUAAUCAUCCUCUUAGAAGAAAACUUGCAACAAACCAACAACCGCUAAAUGGAUCCUCCCUUCGGCCACUCACACCACCACCACCACCACCAUCACCACCACCAACGCGACGACGACAACGAAGACGAUCGUCCAUCCUUCGGCGCACCACCACCUCCACACAACAACUUCUCCGAUGCUCCUCCUCCACCCCCUCAGCCUCAUUUCGAUCCCUACGCGCCUCCUCCGCCAGCGCCUUACCGAUCGGAGUUCGACCCCUACGCUCCUCCUCCGCCUUACUUCGAAGCUCCGGCACCACCUCCUCCUCAGUUUGGUCACGUGAGCCACGUCGCCCACCACGCUUCCGAAGAACCAUACCAACCAGACCACCACCGUUACGGAGGAGCUUACCCGCCGCAUAAUUCGUCCCUUGAAAGCUACGGAGACGGCACAGCCGGCGUCGUGCACGUGUCUCACCAUAGCUCACAUCAGACCGAAAACACUCCUUCUGGUUUCCACCACUUCCAUGAUGAUGAGAACCGUCUUCUUCCUGAUAAUCUCGCCGGACUCGCCGGAAGACGAACGGUGAAGGUGUAUUCUAAAGCAGAGCCUAACUUUUAUCUGACGAUCAGAGACGGUCAGGUCAUUCUCGCCCCAGCCGAUCCUUCUGAUGAAGCUCAGCACUGGUACAAAGACGAGAAGUACAGUACUCGUGUGAAGGACGCAGAGGGUCAUCCUUGUUUUGCUUUGGUUAACAAGGCCACUGGUGAAGCCAUGAAGCAUUCUGUGGGAGCUACACAACCCGUUAAUCUAGUCAGAUAUGAUCCUGAUACGCUUGAUGAGUCUGUGCUGUGGACUGAGAGCAAGGAUAUGGGUGAUGGGUAUCGGACCAUAAGGAUGGUAAACAAUGUGGGGUUAAACGUUGAUGCGUUUCACGGUGACAGCAAAUCUGGUGGUGUUCGUGAUGGCACAACUAUUGUUCUCUGGGACUGGAACAAAGGAGACAACCAGCUUUGGAAGAUCUUUCCUUUCUGAAAAUUGGCGGGUGGGAGUGGUAAAAAGUGGUUAUGUGUUUAAUGAAUAAUAAAUAAACAAAACUGUUGUUGUGGCUGUAAGACUUGAGUUUGUGACAUUGUGAUCUGUAAUCUAUUAAAUCACAUCUUAGAAGUAUGCAAUAUUACAUAUGUGGUUUAUGUAUUUUACAAUGUUUUUUUGAGUACUUCUAUAAAUAUGCUUUUAUUA